AGAAGAAGAAGGGGGCGGUAGUGGGGCAUGUUGAGAGAGAAGCAGUUGAGAGAGAAGCAGUUGAGAGAGAAGCAGUUGAGAGAGAAGCAGUUGAGAGAGAAGCAGUUGAGAGAGAAGCAGUUGAGAGAGAAGCAGUUGAGAGAGAAGCAGGGAGACACUCCAUGCUGCAGUGCAUCAUGGGUAAUUCACCGGUAGUUUACUGUGUGCUCCUCCUGUCAGACCUGUAUUUCUGUGAUGUCGAACAGGAGAUUUGACUACCGCUGUGAUCCAGACGACAGCUAGUCUCCUGGAGGAGUUCCGAUGCCAUGGCGUCCGGCCACGGCUCCUCCACAGCGCCCCACACAGGGGCUGGGGGACGAGACGGGAUCUACUGCAAGGAGCGGAACGCCUCCUCGCCGCCACGGCAACACCCAGGCCGAUCGCUGCCUGACGUCUGCCCCAAGGAACCCACCGCCGGCGAGGCACGGGGCCUGCGUGAGGGUCCCUCAGUGGUGUCGGAGCACGGCCGCUGGACGGUGUACAGCUCCAAGGUCAACCUGCCGGCUGCGCUCAACGACCCGCGGUUGGCCAAGCGCGAAUCUGACUUCUUUACCAAGUCCUGGGGCCUGGACUUCGCUGACACGGAGGUCAUGCCCUCCUUCUACCUGCCUAACAUCAGCAGGGAGGACUUCGGCCCAUACCUGCAGGAGACAGCCCAGAGGGAGCGGAUCCACGAGCGCUGCAAGGCGAUCUGUCCCAACAAAGAUGGAGUGGAGGCCGUCUCCAGUAUCAACCAGAACAACGAAAAAUCCAGGGCUGAGUUGGAACAGGUCCCAAAGAUCUUCAUGAGGCCUGAGUUUGCGCUGGAGGACUCGGCCACCUUCAACGCCGUGCUGCCCUGGUCCCACUUCAACAGCGCUGGGGGGUGCAAGAGCAGCCGGGACAUGGCCUCCUCCAGACUGCUGCAGGAGAAGCUCAGUCACUACCUGGAUGUGGUGGAGGUGAGCAUUGCCCGGCAGAUCUCCCUGCGCUCGGAGGCCUUCUUCCACGCCAUGUCGUCGCAGCACGAGCUGCAGGACCGGCUGCGCAGCACGCAGGGCGCUGUGGCCGUGCUGCGGGGCCGCACCGCCGCCAUGGAGCGGGUCAUGUGCCGGGGCCCGCUCAGCCUCCUGCGCACGGCCCUGGAGCGGGGCAACUGCGCACGGCUGUACGACAAGCUGAAGCUGAUGGCGGCGGUGCACCAGACGCAGCCCACCGUGCAGCUGCUGCUCGCCACCUCCGAGUUCGUGGGCGCGCUGGAGCUCAUUGCCACCACCAAGGAGGUGCUGCAGCAGGAGCUGCAGGGCAUCCACAGCUUCAGACAUCUUGGCUCCCAGCUGUGUGAGCUGGAGAAGCUCAUCGACAAGAUGAUGGUGGAGGACUUCAGCAUGUACACCCGCAGCGACCUGAACAGGAGCCUCAGAGAGGAGCCACAUGUCCUGGAGAAGGAGCGUCUGGAGUCCCUGGUGUUUGGUCUGCUGCGUCAGAGGAAACUGGACUUCCUGGACAUCUACAACGAGGAGAUGAUCCAGGCUGCCAAGGGCAUCGUCACACAGUGUGUGGUGGACAGUGUGGUCAACAUCCCGGACAUCGACACGGACGUCGUCACAAAGCUGGCGGACCAGAUGCGACUGAUGACCUUCCUCCAGUGGUUUGACCUUCUGCAGAGCGUCUUCAGCAGCUUCCUGCUCUUCCUCCAGAGGGUGAAGGCCACGCUGAGUGUGAUCAGGAACGUGGUGCUGGAGGCCCUGGACUCCAACCAGAAGAGCCGGCUGCUGGCAGAGCAGACCACGGCCCCCGCCGCAUGCCACGCGUCCCCACCCCCCCAUCAGUCACAUCCCGGGGAGGCGGAGCUGGCCUACCUCACCCACGAGGGCCUCUUCAUCAGCGACGCUCUAAGCGACGCCCAGCGGGCCCACGGGGGCCCCCAGGAGAAGAGCUCCGGCUUAGGCCCCAGGCCCCAGCAUGGAGGAGCGGUUGAGCCGGAGGGGAGCCCCAGGCCCCAGCAGGGAGAAGCGGUGGGGCCGGAUAGGGCCUCAAGCGACUCUGCCUCGGGGACCACAGAGUCUUCCUCCGGCAGGGACCAAGGCUUCAUCGCAGCAGGGGGCGCUGUCAGCCUGUCGGGGGAGGACAUGAUGCCAAGUGAGCUGGAGCUUGGCCGCGUGGCCAACAACAUCCAGGAGCUGCUGUACGCUGCCUCCGACCUCAGCCACGACCGCUGCGUCAAGGUCCUCAUGGCCCGAGCCAAGGAUGGCUCCCUGGAGCGCCUCAGCCCGGGGGAGUUUGUGGGCCUGUCCCAGGCCGUGGAGGCAUUCGCCCGUAGCACGGAGGAUCUGUGCUGCCGGCGCAGCGUGUCCCUGCGGGGGGCGCUGCAGAGCCAGGCCAACCGCUUUGUCCACCGCUUCCACGAGGAGCGCAAGACCAAGCUCAGCCUCCUAUUGGACAACGAGCGCUGGAAGCAGGCUGAGGUGCCGGUGGAGUUCCAGCACCUGGUGGACUCCAUCGCCGACGGCAGGAUCGCACUGCCGGAGCGCAAGCCCCCAGGGAACGCUGAGGAGAGGAAACCUGGGGAUUUCCUCCUGGUGGACGGCCAGAAGUACGCUGUUGUCGGGACGGUGCUGCUGCUGAUCAGGAUCUUCCUGGAGUACUGUCAGUGCAUUAACGACAUCCCCUCCAUUACCACAGACCUGCUGUCCAGGCUGGCUGACCUGCUCAAGCACUUCAACUCGCGGAGCUGCCAGCUGGUGCUGGGGGCCGGGGCCCUGCAGGUGGUGGGCCUGAAGACCAUCACCACCAAGAAUCUGGCGCUCGCCUCCCGCUGUCUCCAGCUGGUGGUCCACUACAUUCCCUUGAUCAGGACUCACUUUGAGACCAAGCUCCAGCCCAAGCAGUACAGCGUCCUGCGACACUUUGACCACAUCACCAAGGACUACAACGACCACAUAGCAGAGAUCUCCGCCAAGCUCGUGGCGAUCAUGGACAGCCUGUUUGAGAAGGUCCUAUCAAAGUAUGAGGUCAAGGCCCCCAUGCCCUCGGCCUGCUUCCGCCACGUCUGUAAGCAGGUAUCCAAGAUGCACGAGGCCAUCUCAGAGCUGCUGCCGGAGCAGCAGACCCAGACGCUGUUCUGGAGGAUCAACGGCAGCUUUAAGAUGCACCUGAAGAGGCAGCUGGCCCGCCUGGGUGUGGUCAACGACGGAGGGCCUCAGCACGGGCUGGUGAUGGUGGACGUGGCCUUCUACACGGAGAAUCUGCUGUCCCUGCGCACGCUGGAGAACAUGGACCUGAGCAUGGUCGAGAUCUGGGAGCACAAGAGGUGAAGACCACCAGGAGGAGGAGGAGGAAGAGCAGCAAGAGCCCACACUCCCUCCCUCUGCCUUUAUCCCCCCCCCACAUACACACUGGAGGAGCAGGAUGGGGGACUGGCAGGGGGGAGAUGUUGGACCAUCAAUCUAUGAGCCACUGACUCCGUUCGUUGACACUUUGAGACUCAAACGGGUUUGUUUGUCCCCCGCCUCAGAAACAUGCUCGAUCUGGAGAGAACUUGAACCAAGUCUACGUGACCUCAUCUAAACACGUGCAAUACAACUCAAGCUAUGGAAGCCAAGCAAUGCAAUGUCUGGGACUUCUUAAAGGGGAUGCUGAGGUCGAUUUAAAGGGGAUGCUUCACAAUCGGUUUAACUAAUGGCUUCAAUAAUUUAUUUUUAAAAUCUCAAUUAUACUUUUUUUGCGGGGGUCAUAGUCAACCUUGGCUGAAAAGCUCUUCAAAUAAACGGUUUGGUUUCAAAUCAAUGGGGAUGUUGGUCUUGUCAGCGUAUAUUAACACUAGGCGGCGUUCCAAACGGUUCCUGGUACUACAGGUUGUAUUUGACCUGGUUGGUUUUUAAUGAAGGGACCUUACUUUUAUUCUGGGAGGCUGAGACUAUUGCAUUAUGAGGAACCCGUUGGACCUACAAAUCAAUUUAUUUUACAAGCUGGACACGAGAUGUCUCAGAGUGUAAACUAAAGGUAUUUUCCAUGUUGAGGGGUCCACACCCCUCUUCGAAAUGGAACCCCAAAACUGAAAUCCAACCAAAUACAGCUCAAUGUAAUCACCGUCAGACUUGAGGCUGAGGAUUCCCGAGUAAUUUGAUGAGGCUCGUAUCAUGUGAUAUUGCCUGACACCAAUUUGACCCAAUCAGGAAAAGCUGUUGCAGUAACCAGUGGAGUUCCGAGAGGGUGCUGUAGUCGUAGUCUGAGUUUUGGAAAAAGUGUCUUAUAUUCCCAUUUAUUCUUUAGACGAGGAUCAGCAGAACUAAGCUGUGCGAUGCAGAGGAGCCGGCCGCUCUUACUGAUGAUUAAAGAGCGUGUGUGAGCGCUGGUGCUGUGAUGGUCUCCUCAUAGAAAGGACCACCUCUCAAUAUGCAGCAUGUGAACAUGAGUUCUCAUCUUUUUGUAAUGUUUUUAAUUCUUUGUGCAAGUCUGUAUAAUGACAACUGUCUUAAAAUGUUUUUAAGUGGACAGGAUCUGCGUUUGUUUGUUUUUUGUGAGUGCAGGCAGAGUAGCAGCUUUCAACCCAAAUAAUGUUUCAUUUGGACUUUUUGGACCCGAGCUCAACUAACUAACAGCCAUGACUUUGUCCUUCAAAAGUGCCUACUUUUGAUAAGUGUCCACCUCUCUGGUAGCGUACGCUUUAGUACCUACUGUACCUGUCUGUGUGUGAGCAGAAUGCAACCAACAGGACGGCAUGCCUGACGAUUUUUAAAUGUGAGAUACUCCCAAACCUUUCUGAAUGAAAUAAAUGAAUGGAACUGUUGAGACUCAUCCCAUCUCUCUGU
Messenger RNA from Gadus chalcogrammus (walleye pollock), 4832 nucleotides. RefSeq names its product VPS54 subunit of GARP complex (gene vps54). The record is from RefSeq and is a predicted model, not a curated record. Gene Ontology annotation, cellular component: GARP complex. The transcript has 23 exons. Gene Ontology annotation, biological process: retrograde transport, endosome to Golgi; Golgi to vacuole transport. Gene Ontology annotation, molecular function: syntaxin binding. The coding region runs from base 306 to 3335 and encodes 1009 amino acids. NCBI's taxonomy places the organism in Eukaryota, Metazoa, Chordata, Actinopteri, Gadiformes, Gadidae.